Malus domestica (apple) is the source of this 4520-nucleotide messenger RNA. RefSeq names its product cellulose synthase A catalytic subunit 8 [UDP-forming]. Gene Ontology annotation, biological process: cellulose biosynthetic process; plant-type primary cell wall biogenesis. NCBI's taxonomy places the organism in Eukaryota, Viridiplantae, Streptophyta, Magnoliopsida, Rosales, Rosaceae. Gene Ontology annotation, cellular component: plasma membrane; trans-Golgi network. The record is from RefSeq and is a predicted model, not a curated record. Gene Ontology annotation, molecular function: cellulose synthase (UDP-forming) activity; protein binding.
CGCACGCCGAACGAAAGACCAAACCAAAACGAAGAGAGUGACAAAGGUAAAGGAGGAGAUGGCGGACCCGAAACCAAGGCGACUGAAGGGUCACAAGGCCACCGCCACGUGCUGCAUCGCCUCAGCCGCUACACCCGGCCUCGUCGCCACCUCCGGCGAGGAUGGCUGCGUUUGCUGGUUCGAUAUGCGAUGCAAAGAUGCGAUUGAUAUUAUGGAGGUGGGAGAGGAACCCAUUUCAUCCUUAUGUUUCAGGCCGGGAAAUGAAAAUAUGAUAUAUGUUGCAUCCGGGAAGCAAGUCAAGAGCUUUGAUGUCCGUCUGGGGAGUUCAUGCUCGUGGAAGCCCCUGGAGAGCUUUGAUUAUAACAAAGAAGAGAUAAAUCAGAUUGCAUGCAGCUCUAAGUCCUCUUUUCUUGCUGCUCCCGAUGACGGCGGUGAAAUUAAGAUUAUUGACAUUCGCCAGAAACGAAUUUACAAAACAUUAAGAGAUGGCCAUACAAGUAUUUGUAGCACCGUGCAAUUCCUUCCUUGGAAACCUUGGGAAGUUAUCACGGGAGGUCUUGAUUCAAAGCUUGUAAUGUGGGAUUUCUCCAAGGGGCGCCCGAACAAAAUUAUGAAUUUUGAUUUGCCUGAUGCAAAUAAUGGCGAGGCCAAGGAACAGUGUUUUAAUCCUGCUUUUGUUCAUUCAAUAGCAGUUCCAGAAAUGGAUAUGUUAGACAAAUCAGACAAGGUUUGCAUUGUGGCUAGGGGUGAUGGUGCAGUUGAUGUAAUUAAUAUAGAAGCUGAACUUGCUCCCUUGAGGUCACAAGGUUCUAAAAAACCUCAGAAAGGAUCUCAAUCAAGAUCGAAAGGUACUGAUCUAGAAAACCCAGAUCGAGAAGGAAGGAAAAGGUUGCAUUUGGAUUACUUAUCCGGCGGUCACACUGCUGCUGUCUCUUGUGUGGCAUUUUCGUUAUUUGGAGAUAGAGGAAGAUUUAUAAUAUCAGGUGGAAAUGAUAAGUUGGUAAAGGUCUGGGAUUGGACCAAGUGUCUUGAUGAAGGUAGCAGCAGCGAUCUUCUACAGUUGAAUAUCAACCACAGCAAAAAAGUCAACUGGCUCUGUACCACUCCGGCUGAUACGGAAAACCUAGUUGUUUGUGAUACAACAAAGGUGGUAAAGGUUUAUUCUUACAAGUUUAUGCAGAAGGGAGUUUUAGACAUGAGUCAUGACCUUGCAUUAGUGAUUCAGAACACCAUGGAAGUUGCAUGUUUCUAUCCGACUUUUGGAAAGGCUUCGACUUUGUCGAAAAUGAUGCAGUCCGUUGCUCCUCUAUGCAAUGCCUGCGGCGAGCAGGUGGGGCUUGAUGCUAAUGGGGAGAUUUUCGUGGCGUGCCACGAGUGUAAUUUCCCCGUUUGCAAGGCUUGUUUUGAUGAUGAUGUCAAGGCCGGGCGUAAAUUUUGCUUAAAGUGUGGCAUUCCCUAUGACGAUAGCUCGUUGGCGGACUAUGAAACAAAGGUGUCUGGCACUCGAUCCACAAUGGAAGCUCACCUGAAUAGUUCUCAGCAGGAUACCGGAAUUCAUGCUAGGCAUAUCAGCAGUGUGUCUACACUGGAUAGUGAAUUAAACGACGACUAUGGCAAUCCAAUUUGGAAGAACAGAGUGGAGAGUUGGAAGGAUAAGAAGGAUAAAAAGAGCAAGAAGAAAAAGGAUGCGCCUAAGGUGGAAAAAGAGGCUCAAAUUCCACCUGAGCAGCAGAUGACAGGGGAAUAUUCAUCAGAGGCUGCGGAACCACUUUCAACUGUCGUUCCACUUCCACCAAACAGAAUCACACCAUACAGAAUUGUAAUAAUUAUGCGAUUGAUCAUUCUUGCCCUUUUCUUCCAUUAUCGAGUAACAAAUCCUGUUGAUAGCGCUUAUGGUCUAUGGUUCACUUCUAUCAUAUGUGAGAUCUGGUUCGCUUUUUCUUGGGUGCUGGAUCAGUUUCCCAAGUGGUCUCCAGUUAAUCGGAUUACAUUUACUGAUAGGUUAUCUGCCAGGUUUGAAAGAGAGGGUGAACCCUCCGAGCUUGCUGCAGUGGAUUUCUUCGUGAGUACAGUUGAUCCGUUGAAAGAACCGCCCCUGAUCACUGCCAAUACCGUGCUUUCUAUCCUUGCCGUAGACUACCCCGUGGAUAAAGUUUCCUGCUAUGUGUCUGAUGAUGGUGCUGCCAUGCUUACUUUUGAAUCUCUUGCCGAGACAUCUGAAUUUGCAAGGAAGUGGGUACCAUUCUGCAAGAAUUUUUCGAUUGAACCACGUGCACCUGAGUUUUACUUCUCACAAAAGAUUGACUACUUGAAGGAUAAAGUGCAACCAUCUUUUGUGAAGGAGCGCAGAGCGAUGAAAAGAGAUUAUGAAGAAUUCAAAGUGCGAAUGAAUGCUUUAGUUGCAAAGGCUCAAAAAACACCAGAAGAAGGAUGGACUAUGCAAGACGGAACACCUUGGCCAGGAAAUAACCCACGGGACCAUCCCGGAAUGAUUCAGGUUUUCCUUGGACACAGUGGCGCUUAUGACAUCGAGGGAAAUGAACUUCCUCGAUUGGUUUACGUCUCGAGAGAGAAGAGACCCGGCUAUCCACAUCACAAGAAAGCUGGUGCCGAAAAUGCACUGGUAAGGGUGUCUGCAGUUCUCACAAAUGCCCCAUACAUCCUCAAUCUUGACUGCGAUCACUACGUUAACAACAGCCAGGCAAUUCGUGAGGCAAUGUGUUUCUUGAUGGACCCGCAAGUUGGUCGAGAAGUAUGCUAUGUGCAGUUUCCUCAGAGGUUCGAUGGCAUUGAUCGCAGUGAUCGAUAUGCCAACCGCAACACAGUUUUCUUUGAUGUUAACAUGAAAGGACUGGAUGGAAUUCAAGGUCCAGUAUAUGUGGGGACAGGAUGUUGUUUCAAUAGGCAAGCACUUUACGGCUACGGUCCUCCUUCUAUGCCCACCUUACCCAAGGCUGCUUCCUCAUCCUCCUGCUCAUGGUGUGGUUGCUGCCCCUCUAAGAAGCCGUCGAAAGAUCUGUCAGAGGCUUACCGAGAUGCAAAACGCGAGGAGCUUGAUGCUGCCAUAUUCAACCUCCGGGAGAUUGAGAACUAUGAUGAGUUUGAGAGGUCAAUGUUGAUCUCGCAGACGAGCUUUGAGAAAACUUUUGGGUUAUCAUCCGUAUUCAUAGAGUCUACAUUAAUGGAGAACGGAGGAGUGGCCGAAUCUUCCAACCCAUCAACGUUGAUCAAGGAGGCAAUUCAUGUCAUUAGCUGCGGUUAUGAAGAGAAGACCGCGUGGGGAAAAGAAAUUGGUUGGAUAUAUGGAUCAAUCACGGAGGAUAUCUUAACUGGUUUCAAGAUGCAUUGCCGUGGAUGGAGGUCAAUUUACUGCAUGCCCUUGAGGCCUGCAUUCAAAGGGUCAGCUCCCAUUAACCUUUCUGAUCGACUGCACCAAGUUCUUCGGUGGGCACUUGGUUCGGUGGAAAUUUUCCUCAGUAGACAUUGUCCUCUCUGGUAUGGAUUUGCAGGAGGCCGCCUCAAACUGCUUCAGAGAAUGGCAUAUAUCAACACCAUUGUUUACCCCUUCACAUCCCUCCCUCUCGUCGCUUACUGUACACUCCCUGCAAUAUGCCUUCUCACGGGAAAAUUCAUCAUCCCAACACUUACAAACCUGGCAAGUGCCCUGUUUCUUGGCCUCUUCAUCUCCAUCAUUGCUACAAGUGUGCUCGAGUUGCGGUGGAGUGGAGUCCGCAUUGAGGAUUUAUGGCGUAACGAGCAGUUCUGGGUGAUCGGAGGUGUUUCAGCCCAUCUCUUCGCCGUCUUCCAAGGUUUCUUAAAGAUGUUGGCCGGAAUUGACACCAACUUCACCGUCACAACCAAAUCAGCCGAGGACACAGAAUUUGGAGAGCUCUAUCUGAUCAAAUGGACCACACUUUUGAUUCCCCCCACUACACUCCUCAUUGUCAACAUGGUUGGUGUUGUAGCUGGAUUUUCGGAUGCCCUUAACAAGGGAUACGAAGCUUGGGGGCCACUUUUCGGGAAGGUUUUCUUCGCCUUCUGGGUGAUUCUUCAUCUCUAUCCCUUCCUCAAAGGUCUCAUGGGACGCCAAAACCGGACUCCAACCAUCGUUAUUUUGUGGUCAGUGCUCUUGGCCUCUGUCUUCUCUCUUGUUUGGGUGAAGAUAAAUCCCUUUGUGAGCAAAGUGGACAGCUCAACGCUUGCUCAAAGCUGCAUUUCCAUAGACUGCUGAGACAUUACCUGAAAGUUUUCCACGAUUUUGAAUUCGUUAUAGUUUGAAUGCGAGGAAAAACUCGAUUUCUGGGAAUCACAAGUGAGUUCUUUGUAGCUUAGAAAGAUUUGUAAUGAUUUUUUUUCCUUUUUCUUUUGGAUUUUGACAAUCAGUGUGUAAAGAUUUAAUCAUUGCUGUCCUACAAUAUCAGUGUAAGAAGAUGUUGUAACUGUCCCUUCCAAUUCCACAACCUAAAUCUUUACAUAACAUGUAUAAUUCCCAAUAGUAAACUACAAACUAUUUCUCGAAA